Elephantulus edwardii (Cape elephant shrew) is the source of this 477-nucleotide messenger RNA. It is a transcript of the gene HSPB9, whose product is annotated as heat shock protein, alpha-crystallin-related, B9. The coding region runs from base 1 to 477 and encodes 158 amino acids. Gene Ontology annotation, cellular component: cytoplasm; nucleus. The transcript has a single exon. Lineage: Eukaryota; Metazoa; Chordata; Mammalia; Macroscelidea; Macroscelididae. The record is from RefSeq and is a predicted model, not a curated record.
AUGCAGCAGGCUGGGAGCGGCUUCUCCAACGACAAGCAGGUGGCGGCGUUUAGCAGUUCCAGUCCUGCUCUUGUUGAGCAGACACAAGGAGCCAGACUGCCAGUAUGGCUCCUAAAGGAUGACCAACUGCCCGCGCAGAAUGAUCCAACACAGAGCGGUUUCCAACUGAAGGUGGAUACCCAUGGCUUCAACCCGGAAGAGCUGGAAGUGCGAGUCGAUGGGAGGUGCCUGACGGUGACCGGCCAGCAGCAGAUGGAGAGCUGCGGACCAAAUGGGGGCAUCCGCAUGAAGCGAAAAGUGCACCGGGAAAUGCAACUACCGCCCGACCUAGAUCCUGCCACCUUGACCUGCAUGCUGAGCCCCUCUGGCUACCUGUGUGUUCAAAGCCAGUGCCCGGUACUGCCUGUCUUGGAAUCCUGGCAGUCUUCCACUCCAAAUCUCGAGAGCCACUACUCCAGAAGUUACAACCUAGCCUAA